AUGCUAACCAGAAGAAUCAUCACGAAAUGUAUCCCAAUUCCACAUCCAGCAGCAGCACCGCCAUUUGCCUACCUGGCUCGCUUCCCGGCCUGCUGGCGGGUUCCGGCUGUAAAAAGCCGAAGAAGAAGUCAAAGACGGCUUCCGGCCGUAUCCAGAGCCAGAACCCAAGAAGACUCCAGCCCAACCCCGGGACCAGUCCAGGCAUUCGUCCACAAUUCUAUCCAAAACAUCUUCCCUUUCAUCCUCUGCGCUUCCGUAACCGUCACCCCGGCCAACGCCUUCGCGGUGGCCACGGCGGCGCUAUUCAUUCUCCUCGCCGGUGCUUGCGCACCUCUGAUCUUUAACACCCUGACGUGGCGGGAUGAACUAAGCGCAGGGUGGUGGCCAAUGAGAAGAUGCCAUAAUAACGAGACGAGCUUGGCGGAUGUGCUUCCCCGGCCGGAAUCGAAUAGGAGUGCCAGCUGGAAGGGGGAUUGGUGGCGCUUCAACAUCGAAGAUUUUAUGCCGACCUGGGGAGAUGCUCCUACGGCGGAGGAAUUCUGGUACUGCGUCGUCUUUUUGCUGGCUUUGGGCGUCCUUCGCCGACUCUACAUUAUUGUGCGGGAAUUGGGCUCUAAGGGCGAGGGGAAGAAGGUUUCAUGA
Messenger RNA from Linum trigynum, 642 nucleotides. The record is from the annotation of a GenBank genome assembly. NCBI's taxonomy places the organism in Eukaryota, Viridiplantae, Streptophyta, Magnoliopsida, Malpighiales, Linaceae.